AAGUACAUAUAGUAUAUGGACUAUUUGGGAAUAUUUCAUGAAAUAAUACGGUUAACCUUUUUUAUACUAAUAUCACUUUUCUUAUCUCGGGCAACGCCACUAUUGCAACAGAAUUUGGCCACACACAGGAACAAAAUGAAAACUGCCCUGUGUCUUUUGGUUUUAUCAAUAUCUGCGGUGUUCUGUGAAAUUGAAAAGCGAGACCUUUUGGAAAUUCUUGGCAUCAUUCAUAAAGAUGCAGGUUUUCAGACUUUUCCCGUGGAUAUUCAACUCACUAUAGUAGAAUUGGUGGCAGCAGCAGAAAAUGGUGUCCUCGUCCGAUAUGUCGAUGAGAAAGGUUUCGCAAACGUCCUGAAAGCUUUAAGUGUUGGAACAUCCAUGCAACAAAAAAGCCUUGAAUCCUAUUUACUUAUGCAUAUGAAUAUGGAAUACAGUAAGACAACAACAACAUCAACGACAACCACGACCACAACAACGACGACGACAACAACAACACCGAAACCACAAGUUGUAGGAGUUGGUAGUGGACCCCUUGGCCGGCGUAACACUGAUAAUUACCUGCAACACUCUAUAUUGAGCAGCACAGCUUUCCAACAGCUAUCAGAAGACAAAAAAGAAAUCAUCAAGCGAGUGUUAGAGUCUGUAAGCAACCACCACCUAUCGCAGACCAUCUUUCUCCAAGGCAUCGACUUUAUUCAAAAGCUAAGGCUGCCAGUUGAUCUUGCUCAUAAACUCACAUUGCUCAUAAUGCACGAAAUGAUGUUGGAGGGACAUGGAGGAAGAUUCUCAGGGACACACGACGAUGAAUAAAACCUGAGCUUUUGGUAUCAUUAAAGUGCACGAAACAUUCAUACAUUGGUUCGUUUAAUACUUAAUAUUUGAAUAAAUGGAGGGACUUAU
Molecule: messenger RNA, 900 nt
Organism: Magallana angulata
Lineage: Eukaryota; Metazoa; Mollusca; Bivalvia; Ostreida; Ostreidae
Exons: 9
Coding region: 16-810 (264 amino acids)
Source: RefSeq, a predicted model, not a curated record